Messenger RNA from Myripristis murdjan (pinecone soldierfish), 2951 nucleotides. RefSeq names its product FYN binding protein 1 b (gene fyb1b). NCBI's taxonomy places the organism in Eukaryota, Metazoa, Chordata, Actinopteri, Holocentriformes, Holocentridae. Gene Ontology annotation, molecular function: protein binding. Gene Ontology annotation, biological process: T cell receptor signaling pathway; integrin-mediated signaling pathway; protein localization to plasma membrane. Gene Ontology annotation, cellular component: plasma membrane. Bases 151 to 2511 code for a protein of 786 amino acids. The transcript is spliced from 19 exons. The record is from RefSeq and is a predicted model, not a curated record.
UUGUCACAUACUUGGUCAGUCCUUCCUCCCUCACUAUCUCUUGCUAUUUGUCUCUCUGUCUUUGACAGCCACAGAAACUGGCUCACACACACGUUCUCAGGGAUCCAUCCCACAUUCACACAGACACACCUGGGAUUGCCGUCCUCAGUUAUGGACAACAAAGCUGAUGUAAAGGCCAUCAUGGCUCGCUUCCAAGCUGGCGGGACCAAUGGCACUGAGGACAGUUCUUCCUCACCUCUAGUACGGACCAAACCACCCCUCCACCCCACCGUGUCCUCUGGUCCUCCCCUACAUUCAAAGAAACCUGUUUUAGAGAGCCUAUCAGGCAGUGGCAUCUCUACUGCUCCAAAACCCACUUUUUUGAAAAAUUCUGUCUCUGUCAAAAGUGCUCCAGAGAUACGAGAGUCACCCAAGACAAAAGCCCUGGCUAGCAUGUUUGCAAAUGCCCAGGAAGACACCAACAGCAACAGUAAACCUUUGACUGUUAAUAAGCCGCAGUCACCCUUCAAACCACCUGUCUCACAAGAUGCUGAUCAUAAGAGCCCUAAACCUAAACCGCCCCUCCAGAAGCCCUCCCUCAGCUCUACCCUACCGGACUCCAAGCCUGCCUUUCCCAAACCUUCCCCAGGGGUCACCGCCAAGCCCAGCUGGGUGAAAGAGGACAGCACCACACCACCUAAAAUUCCACCUUCACAGCAAAAACCUAGCAGCGCUAUUGCAAAAUUACGACAGCAGAAUGAAGAAGCAGGAGGCGCGAACACAGACUCCACGAGCAAACCAUUAAAUGUACCAAACUCUGCUGUUAAGCCCUCCUCCAACUUCAGGACUGCUCAGAGUAUCUUCAACAAGGAGAUGGACAAGCCUGACCCACCGGACAAUGGCGUGAAAACAGAGGGGGCGACCAAACCGCCUCUCAGUGGUAGCACCUCCACCCCUCCUCUCAAGCCUCCAGCCAGUAAGAAACCGAGCUUUGUGAGGAGGCAGCCAGGGGUCAGCAACAGCAUUACCGGGGAUGACCCUUCGGCCCCGAAGCGUAAACCCCUCCCCAAUAGUUUGGCCUUGGGCCCUCCACCUGCCAAGCCCAACCGGCCUCCUAGAGUUAACCUGGAAGCUUUCAAACGAGAUGCCAAGACCUCUGAUGAUAGUCCUGCCUCUUUGAAGAAGCCCAACGUCCCAUCUCCAGUGACCCCUCAGUCCAGUAACCAUAGCAACCCUGUGGCCCCAGCCCCGCCUCCUCAACCUCCAGCUCCGAGUCUGCCCCCACGGCACCCAGCAGCCAUAAUCCAACCAAACCCAGAUGAGAACUAUGAUGAUGUUGGUGUGAUGACCAGCGCUCCACCCCCACUGCCCCCUUCCGCCGGUCACCCAAGCCAGAGGGCAAAGGAGGAAGAUGAGGACGGUGAAAUGUAUGAAGAUCUUGAUGAACGAUGGGAAACAGCAGACAAGGAACAAGAAAAGAAGAGAGAGAAAGAGGAGAAGGAGGAGAAGAAGCGAUUGGAGGCUGAGAGGAAGGAGCAGAAGGAACGUGAGAAGAAAGAACAAGACGCCAGAAAGAAAUUCAAACUCGUUGGCCCCCUUACACCGAUCCACCAAGUCAAGGCUCGUGUGGACCACCGAGGCGGUAAGACAGAGCUGUCACUGAAGCAGGGAGACUGGGUGGACAUCAUCCGUGUUCAGGGCAACCCAGAGGGGAAGUGGUUGGGCCGGACACAGGACGGAUCCUAUGGCUAUGUAAAGAUCACGUCUGUGGAUAUUGACCUUGAGAGCUGGAAGCAACAGGCAGGGUCUCUUCCCGGCCAGCAGGACUUUGACCCUGAGGUUUAUGAUGACAUCGAUUCAGCCUCUCAUGACAACUUUAACAGUGGCAUCAGAGGACCAGGAGUGGUUCUGCCCCCGCCACCAGACGACGGAGAAAUCUAUGAUGAUGUUGUUGAUCCAAGCCUGGAUGUGAGUCCCUCGGACCCCAAGUCUCCCCCUAAGCCUCGCGGCUUCCUGCGGAUGUUUGACUGGAGGAAACCUACAGGCAACACUAAUGAAGUGCCUCCACCCAGCCAGUUUACUGCAGAGGGGAACUCAGAUAAACCCGGAGGAGCAAUCGAUGAAGACAUUUAUGACGAUGUUGACUCUCAAGCCUUGCCUCCUCCUCCUCCCGUCAGCAGCCUUCCAACCAUGAGAGGCAAAUCCAAGGCAGAGGAGGUGGAUCCAAAGAAACAGAAGAAGUUUGAGAAAGAGGAGAAGGAGUUCAGGAAAAAGUUUAAAUAUGAAGGAGAGAUCCAGGUGCUGUACCAGGUGACCAUCAUCCCCAAUCUGACUAAUAAGAAGUGGAGCGGCAAAGAUCUGCCCAUCAAACCAGGGGAAAGUCUUGAUGUCAUUGUUAAAGCUGUGGAUGACAAAAUGAUCUGUCGAAACGAAGAGGGCAAGUUUGGAUAUGUUUUUACCGGCCACAUUGUCACGGAAGAUGCUGAUAUCUACGAUGACAUUGGAGACGAUUGCAUCUAUGACAACGAUUGAAAAACAGUCUUACUGCAUUGCAAGUGGAGUACCAGUCUUUAUGUUUUAUGUCAUUAUGAUGUGUAUUAUUUAUUAUGUUCACUGAUGCCAUGGAGUGGAAAAACAAAACUUGUCCAACAAUGUUGUUUGUCACAUAAGAGACACAUCAGCAGAGAGACAGAAAAACAGGAGACAUUUGUUGGAACAGCAGUAUUCAUCAAUCUGAUCUGUUUGCUUUUCUGUUGUCAUCCCUCAGUUUUCCCUUUGGGCAGUCAUGAGUAUAGAAAGCCAUGUUUUAUCACAAGAACUGUUUUUAUUAUUAUUAUUAUUAUUGUUGUUGUUAUUAUUCAUUUUGCAUUCAUGCUUCUGACGUAACAGUACAUAAAAUCUGCAGUCUUGAUGAAUGGACAAAUGCAUUAAAUCAAUGUAAAUAUUAGUUACGACUUUGUCUGCUCAUUAUU